CAUGUGUUGCCCAUUUUACUUUAGUAAGCCAAGUUAAAAGCAACUGCUUAACUUCUCUCUCUUUCCUCCCAACUACAACAACAACAUCAAAAUCAGUUCAACCAGAUCAUGCCCUUCCACAAUUUAGUUCUGAAACCAGAAAAUAGCAGUAGCGACUCCGUUGAAGGUCUUCCCAAUAUGUCUAAUCCCAAUAACAUGUCAGAGCCCCAUAACACGGCUGUCCUCGCGUACCCGGCUAAACAGUCAUUUUUACAACUGACCAUAUACCCCAUAACUUUGAAGUUUGAAGAGGUUGUUUACAAAGUUAAAUUGGAAGAGAAAGGAUUAUGCUGUGGUGGAACAUUGAGCUCGACGGAGAAGAUGAUACUAAAUGGGGUGACGGGUACGGUUUGUCCAGGAGAGAUACUGGCGAUGCUUGGCCCAUCGGGCAGUGGAAAAACCACCCUCCUUACAGCCCUAGGAGGCCGACUCAGUGGUAAACUGUCGGGGAAGAUCACGUACAAUGGUCUACCUUUUUCUGGUUCCAUCAAACGGCGAACAGGAUUUGUUGCACAAUAUGAUGUUUUAUACCCUCAUCUCACAGUAACUGAAACCCUCCUAUUCACUGCACUGCUAAGGCUACCCAACAGCUUGACCCGAGAUGAGAAAGUUGAGCAUGUGGAGCGAGUGAUCACCGAGUUAGGACUAUCUCGGUGCCGGAACAGUAUGAUAGGGGGGCCACUGUUCAGAGGGAUAUCAGGUGGGGAGAAGAAGAGGGUGAGCAUAGGUCAAGAAAUGCUAAUCAACCCGAGCUUACUGUUGCUAGAUGAGCCCACCUCAGGUUUGGACUCAACCACGGCUCAGCGGAUCAUUAGCACUGUCAAACGGCUUGCCAGUGGUGGUAAAACUGUGAUCACCACUAUUCACCAGCCCUCUAGCCGACUCUACCAUAUGUUUGAUAAGAUAGUCUUGCUCUCUGAGGGUUGCCCUAUCUAUUAUGGUCCUGCAUCAACUGCUUUGGAAUACUUUUCCUCCAUUGGUUUUUCUACAUCCAUCACUGUCAAUCCGGCUGAUCUUCUACUUGAUCUUGCUAACGGAAUUGGACCAGAUUCCAAGCAUGUAAGCGAGCAAGGUGAUAACACAGAACAAGAGCAGAAGUCAGUGAAGGAAGCCCUAAUAUCUGCUUAUGACAAGAACAUCUCUACGAAAUUGAAAACUGAGCUAUGCAGUUUGGAUGUCAAUAAUUACCUUUACACAAAAGAUGCUUCAACAAGAAGGGAUUCGAAAUCAGAGCAAUGGAGCACGAGCUGGUGGCAUCAGUUUAAGGUGUUGUUUCUGAGAGGCCUGAGGGAACGGAGGUAUGAGGCCUUCAACAAACUAAGAAUCUUCCAAGUCAUUAGUGUUGCUAUACUUGGUGGACUCCUAUGGUGGCGCACCCCGACAUCCCACAUUGAAGACCGUAUUGCCAUGCUUUUCUUCUUCUCUGUGUUCUGGGGCUUCUACCCACUCUACAACGCUGUUUUCACUUUCCCCCAGGAGAGAACUAUGUUAAUAAAGGAGCGAUCAUCAGGAAUGUACCAUCUCUCCUCCUACUUUUUAGCAAAAACUGUUGGAGACCUUCCGCUGGAGCUUGCACUCCCAACUGCUUUCACCAUCAUAAUCUAUUGGAUGGGCGGACUCAAGCCUGAUCCCACCACAUUUAUCCUUUCCCUCCUUGUCGUUCUCUACAAUGUCCUUGUCUCCCAAAGUCUUGGCUUAGCCAUUGGUGCGAUUCUCAUGGAUGUAAAACAAGCCACUACUUUAGCCUCGGUUACAACUCUCGUCUUCCUCAUUGCCGGAGGGUAUUAUAUUCAACAAAUCCCUCCCUUCAUAGUCUGGUUGAAGUACUUGAGCUAUAGCUACUACUGCUACAAGCUUCUUCUUGGGGUUCAGUACAAUGAGGAUGAUUAUUACGAGUGCUCAAAAGGAGUCAUUUGUCGAGUUGUAGAUUUUCCUGCUGUCAAGUCAGUGGGUUUGAACCAUAUGUGGGUUGAUGUGUCUAUUAUGGCCCUGAUGCUAGUGGGUUACCGGCUUGUUGCUUAUCUAGCACUGCAUCGGGUGCGCUGAAGUAACUUCAACAGAGGCGGCAUUUUGUCAAACAAUGCAGUUUGAAGAGUUUUCAAUUUCUUCAACUGAAGAAUAAUAUUAGGUUUAGAUGAAAGCCGUGUCUCUAGAUUAUAAUAAUUUCUCCCUAAGAGUUGGAUGUACAACCCUUUUGGUAAUAGUUUAGAUAACACUAACUUGGAAUUU
Molecule: messenger RNA, 2268 nt
Organism: Cornus florida
Lineage: Eukaryota; Viridiplantae; Streptophyta; Magnoliopsida; Cornales; Cornaceae
Product: ABC transporter G family member 14
Exons: 5
Coding region: 109-2085 (658 amino acids)
Cellular component (GO): membrane
Molecular function (GO): ABC-type transporter activity; ATP binding; ATP hydrolysis activity
Source: RefSeq, a predicted model, not a curated record